UUUCAAUUCUUUAAACCUUGUGUCGAACGUGCCCAUCUUCCUGCCAUGGCGCUGUUCGCUGGGCUGAAACCUACAGUCAUCGUCAUUGGAUGUUGGCUCUCAGGCCCCGUCCUGCUUGCUGCGUGGACCGGCAUUUUCAUGCUGAGGAUGGAUUGGAUGUCAUUCCUCGUGGUACCUUCGUAUCUCUUGAUGAUGUUCAAGCUGCCAGAUUGGAAGCUUCGAUCCAGCUUUUGGCUUGCGACGAUCUUGCUGACGGCGACGUCUCAAGAUGUGUUGCGCUUGGUCUUCAGCGUUUCGGUCGCCAUUUUCGCCUCCCCGGUGAUUUUGGACUUUCGCCUGCCCAGCUGGCCGGGGUUCCUGCCCUUCAUGGAGAAAGGCUUCAAGGACUUCACGGCCAGGUGUGAGUUGAAAGGCCUGGAGAACAUCACCAAGCAGGACCGGACGGUCUUCGCGUUCCAUCCGCAUGGCGCCAUCAGCUUCGGAUUUACCGUCAAUGGGCUCUUUGAUUCGCAGUUCCUCGAGAAGUCUACAAAGAUGACCUUCUUAAUUGACGACUUCUUGCGCAAUGGCAAUCCGAUCUUCCGGCUUUUCUGUGAUGUGUACAGGACCGAGAGCCGGGAGAUCCUCAGCGCGGACAAGUCCACUGUGCAUCGAUUGAUGGAGGAGGGCGGCAGCGUCGCGCUGGUGCUGGGAGGCUUUGAGGAAGCCACGGUCUGCGAGACAGGGAAGGACCGUGUGGUGGUGAAAUCUCGAAAGGGCUUGGUGAAGUACUGCUUGCAGCAUGGGUACAGACUCCAACCAGUGUACUCCUUCGGCGAGGAUGAGACGUACCACUUUGCUCAAGGCCUUUUGGAUUUCCGCUUGUGGCUGAACCGCUUCAAGAUCCCUGCGGCUUCUCGGCGGCAUCUUCUGCUCCCUUGGACAAAUUAUCUUCGAUGAUGGCGGUGGGCGGGUGCCAAAGAAUUCCUCCAACAACAAGAGAAUCAUUGAGUGAACCAGAGUGCUCCCAGAUCUUCUUUGCGGCGUACGGACGGUCGCGCCGCGAAUUUCGCUCCAGGUGGCCUUCUUUGGCAAUCCGAUCGUUCCAUGGCUUCCUCGAAGUCAGGCACGCAUCUUCACAGUGGUGGGCGAAGCCAUUCAG
This is a messenger RNA of Durusdinium trenchii, 1141 nucleotides long. NCBI's taxonomy places the organism in Eukaryota, Dinophyceae, Suessiales, Symbiodiniaceae. The record is from the annotation of a GenBank genome assembly.